This is a messenger RNA of Patiria miniata (bat star), 10376 nucleotides long. RefSeq names its product transient receptor potential cation channel subfamily M member 1-like. Gene Ontology annotation, molecular function: monoatomic cation channel activity. Gene Ontology annotation, biological process: protein tetramerization; monoatomic cation transmembrane transport. The record is from RefSeq and is a predicted model, not a curated record. Gene Ontology annotation, cellular component: membrane. Bases 157 to 4869 code for a protein of 1570 amino acids. NCBI's taxonomy places the organism in Eukaryota, Metazoa, Echinodermata, Asteroidea, Valvatida, Asterinidae. The transcript is spliced from 23 exons.
CUUCAUUGUUUGCUGCGAAAAAAAACGUGAAAAACACCGGUGUGAAGUGUUCUGCGAUUUUAGACUUACAAAUAUGCACUCGUAAAAUUCCGAUAUCAUUGCCCGAAUGGCAGAUUCUAACUUUCUUGUGGCAACUAGCGUAGAUCCAGGCUAACCAUGUUUUCCCAGACCCAGAAAGCAUGGAUUGAGAAGAACAUCAAGAGAAAGGAAUGCGGAAAAUUCAUAAGUGACCCGAGAGAUUCCCGAAGAUGUGGCUGCGGUGGCACGGUGGUCCAGCACUCCCAGCUGACCCAGACCUCCCACGUGCGUUCCUCUUCCAUGAGCCGUGUCUGGGACAGCAACAAACACACCCAGCUGCUUCCGACCGACGCCUACGGAGUGGUGGAAUUCCAGGGGGCUGGCCAUGGCAACAAAGCAAAUUACAUCCGGCUGAGUGACACCACUGAGCCGGAGCCCAUACUACAGCUCCUCCAGGGCUGUUGGCACCUGGGCCUUCCUAAUUUGGUCAUCUCCAUACGGGGUGGACUGCAGAACUUCCAACUUCAACCCAAGCUGAAGCGAGUCCUGUGUAAGGGAUUAAACAAAGCAGCCCGGACUACGGGGGCAUGGAUCCUGACUGGUGGUACAAAUACAGGUGUGACUCUUCAUGUGGGCGACGCUCUCAACAACCAUUCCGUCAAAAUGCGAGGGCGCAUAGUGACCAUUGGCAUCGCUCCGUGGGGGGUCCUGAACAACAGGGAAAACCUUAUUGGCAAAGAUACCACAAAGCCAUAUCACUCGGUGUCCUGCCCCAUCUCCAAGGGAUUCAAACUCAACAGCCAUCACACCCAUUUCCUGCUUGUCGAUAACGGCACCUUGGACCAGUACGGAUGCGAGUUCAUCUUGAGACGGAGACUAGAGAAGUACAUCUCCCAACAGCGGCUUGGGAACCGGGGAUAUCGACGAGUACCCCUUGUCAGUGUUGUCAUUGAGGGCGGGGCCUCCACCAUCCGUAAUAUCUUGAACAAUGUGACCAGUCGCCCACCCAUCCCUGUGGUGGUGUUUGACGGUACUGGGCGAGCUGCCGACAUCAUAGCAUUCACUCACAAAUAUGCUCAGGAGGAUGGCACCAUGGAAGAAUCUCUGCAGGACCAGCUGUUAGAGACCAUGAAACACACCUUCCAUCUACGGCAGGAGCAGGUUGAGAAGCUCUUUGUGGAACUCAUGCUGUGCAUGAAGAAAAAGGAACUGAUCACCUUGUUUUGUCUGAGCGAGGAUGACAUUGACAUCGACGUCGCCAUCCUGACGGCACUCCUCAAGGCACAGACGCGCUCCUACGUAGACCAGCUCAGUCUCUGUCUGACCUGGAACCGGGCUGAUAUCGCCAAGUCACAGAUAUUUGUGCACGGCCGGGACUGGCCGGAGAAUGUGCUGGAGAACAUCAUGAUGGAAGCCCUGAUCCAAGACAAGGUGGAGUUUGUCAAGCUUCUCAAGGACAACGGAGUCAACAUGCAAAAAUUCCUGACCAUCGCUAGACUGGAGGAACUCUACAACACGAGACCUGGGCCUACCACAUUACUCCAUCAUCUCAUCAGAGAUAUCAAGCAGGUGAAUUACAUCCAGAGGUACACGUUAUAUGACGUGGGCCUGGCCAUGGAAAGUCUGAUGGGUGGCACCUACCAGUCAUCAUUCAAAGAGCGACGAUUUAAGGCCCUCUACCAAACCACAAUCAAGCGGGGCUUGUCCUUCAACUUCAUCUCGGAGAACAUCCAGAACAACGAGAACAUCAACAAGUUCACAGACACCUUAAACUUUCCCUUCAACGAGCUGUUUGUCUGGGCAGUGUUGAUGGGCCGACAGCGGAUGGCACUGUUCAUGUGGGAGCAGGAUGAGGAGGCUAUGGCCAAGGGGUUGGUAGCUAGCAAGCUGUACAAGGAGCUGGCUAAGACGGCAGAUAUCGUCAAUAUGGAGAUGGAGAUUGGGGACGAGCUACGCAAGUACUCAGAAGAGUUUCAGCAGUUGUCAGUGGAGCUCCUGGACCACUGCUACCGUGUGGACGAUGACAUCACCAUCCAGCUGAUCACCGUCCAGCUUGACAACUGGAGCAAGCACACCUCGCUGAGUCUGGCGGCCGCUGGCCAGCAUCGGGAUUUCCUGGCCCAUCCAUGCUGCCAGAGACUCAUGAGUGAUUUGUGGCUUGGGGGAAUGGUCACCACUAAAUACAUCAACCUGAGGGUCAUCUUGGCCCUGCUCUGCCCCUUGGCCAUCUUUGGCGUGGUCAGCUUCAAGAGCAAGGAGGAGCUGCAGCUGAUGCCCCAGACCUUAGAGGAGCACAUGCAUGACCUGGCUGACUCAGACUCAGAGGAAGGGGAAGAGGACGUGAUGAGCGGCUCCCAGACGUCAUUCCAUCAUCUGCAGGAGGAUGAGGAGGAUGGAGUAGGGAUGCAGUCGCUAGACGGUAAGGUCACCCAGCCCCUCAAGCCCGCCUCCCCGCAGAUAACCUCUGACCUCAUGACCUCAUCGAUCUCCCCUCCGCGGAAGCAACUCCGACUGGGCAAGAAGCUGUACGAGUUCUACCGCGCCCCUAUGACAAAGUUUUGGGCUCACACGAUGUUUUUCUUUGGUUUCAUGGUCCUGUAUAACUACAUGGUGCUAGUCAAGUUACCAGACUUUCCAGCAUUUUAUGAGUAUCUUGUCAUCUGCUACAUUGUCACCUCGGGGAUGGAACACGUCCGAGAGAUUCUAGCCUCCGAACCAACCCGCCUGUCCCUCAAGCUGCGAGUCUUCUACUCCUCCUACUGGCACCUCCAUGAGGCCCUGGCCAUCACCUUCUUCCUGAUUGGGAUGGGCUUCAGGUUUGCUCCGGCCACUAAGUCCGCUGGACGGGUCAUCUACUGUGUGGUCAUCAUCAUGUGGUACCUCAAGGUGCUGGAGAUACUCAGCGUCAACAUCUACCUGGGACCCUUCGUCAACAUGAUUGGCAAAAUGAUGCGAGACAUGUGUUACUUCAUCAUACUCCUGAUCAUUUUCCUGAUGGGCUUUGGUGUGGUGCGGCAAUCCGUCCUCCAUCCUAACGAAGAGUUCUCGUGGGUCCUGUUGCGGGAAGUUUUUAAAGAACCCUACUUCAUGAUCUAUGGAGAAGUUUAUGCCGACAAAAUCAAUCCUCCUUGUGGAGAGGGUACGAAGAUGGGCCCCUGUCCUCCAGGCCAUUGGACCGUCCCCGUUGCCAUGGCAGUAUAUCUAGUAGUCAGCAUCAUUCUACUGGUCAGCCUCUUGAUUGCGGUAUUCAACAAUACGUUCAACGCUGUCAACUCCAUCGCCCGCCAGCUCUGGCAGUUCCAGCGCUACCAUCUGACCAUGAACUAUGAGCAGAAGCCGUUUCUUGCCCCGCCGUUUAUCAUCUUCAAUCACCUCUACCAGCUGAUCAAGUUGGCCGUCUGUCGCUGCAAGCGGUCCCGGCCCAGCAACAUUGACCAGGGGCUGAAGCUUUUCCUGCCUCCAGAGGAGGUAGAGAAAUUGAGAGAUUUUGAGGAGGCAUGUCUGGAGUUGUACUUUCGAGAGAAGAAGGACAAGAAACAGUCCUCCAACGACGAGAGACUUAAGAUAGUCUCCCAACGAAUCGAGGGCAACUCACUUCGCUUAGAAGAGAUUGUGGAGAAGGAGAACCACACUAAGUUGAACCUGAGGGCCUUCGACAGGCGCCUGCUUCACUUAGAGGAGCUGGCCUUCCAGACGACAUGCUCGAUCUUCAACAUCCAACACAUGCUGAGUGUGGCCCUGACUCAGAUGGCAGGAAGCAGCGACAUGGAGAGCAGCCCUGAGGAUCCUGCACCAAGCAAGGAGCCCAGCCAGAGACUCCGUCACCUGGCUUUCGUCCAGGACAGGGAGGAGACCGCGAAGGUGCCGCUGGAGGAAGGUCUGACGCCGGACGAACAAGUCAGAUCAAAGGCAACCUUCCACCUGAGUCUCAAACGGGACCAUUUCAGGUCCUUCUCCAUGGACAGGACAAGCAUCCCUGAAGAGGACAUGUCAAGUGCAAUAGCCAAGCCUCGCAGAGUCGUCACAGACAAGACUGCCAACAGGUCUGAAACGGUAAAGCUGAAAAGGCCAGAAUUCCUGGAUCAGCUGCAGAGUACCUCAGGGAAAGAGCAGCUGCAACUUGGCACCAAACCAAAGAAAAUGUCAGACUCCAAGUCGGACAACUUGUCCAAGACAAAAAGCCCUAAGCAAUCCAGGCUAAGCACAUUUGAGCGGUACGCCUCGAUGAUUGAGCAGCAGUCCCCUGUCAAGCCAGUUGCAGCACCGAUGCCAAUCAAGAGACAAGUCGGAUACAACACGUCCACACCGGCUUCAAGGAGCACCAAUCACUUGGAGCCCAAGCUGCCGUCGCGGGACUCGGACAGCAACCUCUCCACUUACAGUUCCUCCAGCAUGAAGAAUGCACCGCACAUGAGCUCCAUGCCCAGGUCCACGCCUUACAUGAGCGCGCCGGUCUACUCCACCAUCACAGACCACAUUGACUUGACCGCAUUGCAGAUGAGUUACCGUGGGCUCCCUUCGGCAAGCGCCAACACCAGUGCGGGUUACUUAAACCUGGAUGAUAACCUGACCAGCUUUGAUGGGGAGGUGCCCGUGUCUCCCUUGCCUCCGUCAGUGCACCGGGAAUCCCCACUCUCGGAAGCCUCCAGUGGGGGUCUUCAGCAAGCUGAGCGUCGAUGCUUUGAGAUGAUGGAGGAUGCGACAGGAGACGAGACAGAGACUGUGGAUGCGACGGAUGAUGAGCUAGAAGAUAAUGAAGAUGACCAAGGAGGAAUCCAGUUCUCCGUCAAAAACGAGGUAGAAAUACACACAAACAGUAUUGGGAAUUCCAAAGCAGAGACAACAUUUUAGUUGAAAAACACAACCAUCUAAAUUGCUGUCCAUGUUUACACAUGAGCCGGGAUUUAAAUACCAAAUAAAUCUUCAUUCCAGGGUAGAACUAACAAGUUCAUUUCUGCAUUUUUUCUGUGUACAAUAAUUACAAAAUAUAGAAACAACUUUGGAUAUGUGGUGUUAGAAUUGUGUAGUGUACUUCAGACGCACAAAGCAACUUUGAAAUGAGCAGCUCAGGAUUUUACAUUGAUUUUUUUUAAAAUUGUUUUUGUGUUAAAUUCACGAGGCACUAUGCUGCUAUGCUGUCACGCUUGAGAAGCAAUACCCAAUCACUGGCUGAUUAUAUAGAGAUAUAUUUUAGACUUUUUGUAGAUUUUUCUAGAAUGUAAGUAGACAUUAAUGCAUAUGAUGAGCACAUGUGAUUUGUGAAUUGUAAUCGAGUCAAUCACAUGUCAGUGUCGAGACAGUAACAAAAAUCAUAUUAUUAAAAGUCGAAGUUACAAGUGUGGUAACUAAUUACAGGCCAUUAGAUAAACAUUGACAAAGGAAUGCCUUUGUCUAAAUUCAUGUGAAUAUCUUGUAACUUGACACAGAAAAAAAUUGUGAUAGACUUGAUUACAGAGAUUCCAUGGCAGUGUUGCAGGUCAAUCACAAGUCCAUCACAAGUCCUUUCACAAGUGAAUCGCAAGUCCAGUCACAAGUCCUGUCGCAAACAACUGGAGAUUGCCACAGUUCAUUUGAAUAGCUUGUAACUUGGCUUAGGACUGAAUGACUCUGGAUUGACUUGUGAUUGACUUUGUGAUGAACUCGGCCAUAACACUGCUGCAUUGGGCAUUCAAAUUACAUUAAUUUGAAUGAAACAAUAAAGUAAUUUUAUUCAGGGUUAUGUGGAGUUGUGUACCAUGUAGUCUUCCAGAAGGCAAGCUUAUCCUAGUGUGUGCAGAUAUCGUAUUAUCCAAAAUAAAUUGAAUAAGAAAAAGUCAAGUUAAUUAGUACUCAAAAAUUUUAACAGAAAUUUGAUUGUUUUGUUUUAAAUGGUAUACUGCACUGAUAUAGAUAAAUAGCAAUUCAGUACGCUUCAGUUAUUUGUUGUCUGUGAAACAUUCUGGAAAAGAGGCCACAUUUCAGAGUGAUCGGGAUGCUCUAAUAAUGCAUUUAUCCUAUUUUCUCACUGUACAUGCUGUGUAGAAAAUUAGCAUGAAUAUUGAGAAAGAAGCAUUUGAAUCUUUGGCAACACUUUAUGAAAUAUCUUUAUUACUUCGCCAAGGAGGGGGUUAUGUUUUCACUGGAAUUAGUUGGUUUGUCUGUUAACAAGAUAACUCGAAAAGUUAUGGACGGAUAAUAAUCAGCAUUUUUAAGAACGCUCCUAUUAGUAAACUAAAUCACAGCGCUGACAGUAUUAUUAUUACCCCGAUCAUUGGGCCAAUUAAACAUUCCAAAUACCAUCUCAGCUCCCUGGGGAGUAUACAGCUCAAUGCUGCCUGUAUUAUUAGGCACAAGCAAGCUUACUCAAUCACAAUAACCAUCUCUGCCCUCACAGGUACCCAUUUACUCCUGGGUGGAGAGAAGCAAUGAGUGACAAAGUGCCUUGCUCAAGGGCACACGAGAUUUAAGGAUUUUUUUUAGAAACCACAUUUGUGCAUUGGUGCUGUGUGUAAUGGCGGGAAAUAGUUUAGCCUUGUGAAGGUGUACGCUGUCUGAGUGCUUUCUAGUUAUCUGCUUAAAUCCCUUAUUCAGGCAGCCCAGAUGAUCAAUUUGUAAUAUAAUAAAUCAUAAAUUUUCGCGAAAGAAUGUAUUUGACUAAUCAGCACAAGUGUAAUUUUGCGUGUUUGUGAUGCAACAUUUUGUGCCAAAUUUUGAACAUUUUGAUAAGAUUACACAGUGCUUGGUUGUAUUCUCGUUGAAUAAGGGGGACGAUUUUUUGAAAUAGUGUAAAAACGCUGCUCAUCCACAAGCUUGUGUGUGAUAAAAUAGAGAUGUAUUGGAACAAACGGGUAAAUAUUUGGCACACUCUGCAAAAAGUCACCAUUUUUUUUCUCUCUUUGUCUCUUUGAGGAUUUUCAUGAUCAGUUCUACAUUUUGCGCUCUGAAGCAGCCUGCGUUGACAACAGACAGAGAUGUGUUGCUACGGCUGAUUUCUCGCAGUGCAUAACGCGGCAUAUGCAAUAUGUUGUUGACACGCAACAUUUCGUGCUGGGCAACAUCUUAAUUAUGAUAAGUCAUAUUUCACAAAAUGUCUCAAUGGGUAAGUCCCCAACUGAUCUGGAUUGUUGUGGAGCAUGUCACUGCCCAACUUAUCAAGGUCGAUGCAAGAACUUUACGGCUUUGCUUUUGAGGUAAACAAAUUGUUAUUUUACCUGUAACAGAAAUAUAUUUUUAACUUCAUCGUAGAUGUGUAAAUCAACUAAAGCAUUGUGCAUUUACACCAAGUUUAGUGUAAUCAAUCGUAAGUUUAUUGCACAGCUUUGCAACAAAUGUUUUGAGUAGGUUCAUGGCAUAAGAUAUACAGGGUGAUUCUGUGGACAGAACUUUAAAACGGUGGUUGUGUUUAAAAUUCUGUAACUUGAAACAUAAGUGAUUUGAAUGAUUUUUGUACUAAAAGAAAGCUUAUUGAUUAGGCUUUCAUAUCCUAGAUUGUGAAAGUGCUACAUGCAGAACUUCACUAUAAAAACAAUGGUCCCGACAUUUGGGUUUCGUUUGUUUUAACUCACCCUGUACACAUUGUGCAAUCGGCUGCAGUGAACAGCAGUGAACAGUGAAAAACGUAGAAGUUUCUUUCUUGGCACACUCUUGCUUUUCUACCACUGCAGAAAGAGAUUUGUGAUAACAAAGGUAACAAACUCUAGUGAAUUGUGAUAAAGAAAAAUGUGGUCAACAGUGCCAAAGUUCCAAGUAUUAAGAGGGUAUAGCCAAACCCAUGAUAAUAUCUUUGCAGAGUGUGAGAUGUGUAUUUAUAGAUAAAUUACAGUACCUAAUUCUAUACACAGAUGUAUACUGAAAUGCUGGCAUAAAUAAACAUUCCGUUUAUUGUGUUCAGUUUUCAAUAUUUUUUGCUGGUUUUUUUUUUUAAGAAUUAAGAUAUAAAAGUGUAUCUAUUUUUCUUUCUAAUUAUCUAGGGUAAGUUGAAUAUAACAUUUUGUUGGACGUAUUUUUAGAAUUAUUGGAAACAAGGGUAGAGUCUUUAGUUUCUGUUUGGAAUUGAAGUCUGAUUUUCAAUUGUAAUUAAGUCAUCGCAAGUCAAUCACAAGUCGAGCACAAGUCAUCACAAGUCAUCACAAGUCAAUAAAAAGUCAUAAGUCAAACACAAUUUAUCACAAUUCAUCAGAUGUCAUCACAAGUCAAUCACAAGUCAUCACAAGUCAAACACAAGUCAAACACAAGUCAUCACAAGUCAAACACAAGUCAUCACAAUUCAUCAGAUGUCAUCACAAGUCAAUCACAAGUCAUCACAAAUCAAACACAAGUCAUCACAAGUCAUCACAAGAGAACAUCCAUUUAUCAUUCAGUCCCGCUUACUUGUGACAAGGCUUAUAAAAUUGAUUCACACUUUUCUUCCAAUUCCAGAAACUCAAGACUUUUCUUCAGAGAGGUAAAUAGUUGGCACAAACAAGAUUGGACCAGUAUAAUUAACUUUCAAAAAGACUAUAAUUUUAUAUUUUAUUUAUAUCAUGCGUACCUCCAUGUUUCGAUCUAAACAUACUGCUCUCAGUACUGCUGUAUGCAUUGUACAAUAGUCUCUAUUAGUUCUGUAUUUGAUAGUAUUUGAUAGCAUAAUUGAAAAAAAAGAGUGCUUUUUGAAAAGUGUCUGACAUUUUAAGCCGCCUUGAUUUGAAUGAUAAAUUAUUUUGUAAAUGAAAAAUGUAGAUAAAAUACUUAAAUGUGGUCAGUGUACUAUAUUUAUAUCAUCUAGGGUGCUAAGCGUUUUGGGAAUAAUGUUUGCAUACUUUUUUUCUUACUACUAUGCUGCCAUUCGAAAAGGCUAGAUCUGGUUAGGGAUGUUUGUUUGGCUUUGCGUUAUAUCUUUUCCUCAUCAGCACAUCUGCCAUUUACCUUGAACAAAAUCAAGUAUCAUUGUACAGAUGCCAAGAAAGUAAAUGAGAUAAAGAUAAAUGGGUCGAGUUGGAAUGCUUACUAGGGAAUGUGCCAAACUUAAGUAAUUUUUCAUUUCAGAUUGUCGCAUACCAGCUAACCAAUGGUGAGGGGUUGUUGUAAGUUCAACUGUUUAGUAACUCCUUGUAUUUUCUCUUCUGUGUCAUUUAAAGAACCUGCUUCCCACCAAAACCAAUUAACAUUGGUCUUUUUUUUUCUUCAAAUUUGAUCAACGAUCACAUUUAUGUUUUGACAAUUUUUCAUAGGUUUGGUAUUUGUAUAUUUUGGGGUUUUUUCUCUUUAUUGAUGAACCGAGUUGGACUUAAGUACUGUGUAUUGGAAAGGGUGCGAAUUUGGUAGAUGUACUUUUUAUGAGAUAUUAUACAACUGGUGAUGGGCAGACAACAGCAUUUUAUUUUUAAAAAGAGGCAUGAUUCUUGAGCAACAUCUGUCAACGCAUGUGCCCCAUUUCUGUGCUAUUUGUAAAUACAUAAAUUAAAUAUUUAUUAUUAAAUACAUGUUCACAAAUUGAAUAAUUACUUUAAUGCCCAAAGCCAGUAUUAACCGGUCAUUGAAGUACAUUACACAUUUUUGUUGUCAAAUUGUCCUCCAAGAGUACUUGAAAUUUCUUGUUUGUAGGUAAAUCUUCCAUUGUUUAAAGAGUAUGCACAAUUUGCACAUAGACCGUUUUCAAGGAUACUGAGUAAGACUAGUGGUUCCAUUUUCAGGCUUGCCAAAGAAACCAAGGCUGUGUCCAGAUCUCUUCAGUCUAAGGCUAUUGUAGAAUUCAUCACCUAUUAUGUCAAUGUGGGAAUACGCUGAAAUAGGCAUAGCCUUAGCUCUAAAAGCAAUUGUAGAAACGGCUAAUCUACAAAUGUAAUGCCUUUUGUAACAUGUGUGAAAUAGAAUUUAAUAGGCUGCCUUGUAAAUUGUUAAGUCUCAAUACAUUCGAUGUUGGUUUUUUUAUAAACACUGUAUACUCAGUGUAAUAUGUCCCGAGUGAUUUGUGGGAAAAAAAUCACUUGGGUGGGACUCGAACCCAUGACCUCCUGUGUACUGGUGCAGACGUAUUACCACGUGGCCACCGAGCUUUGCCGGGGUAGGCUUACCAUGUCUGGUUAAAUGAGAUGAAAUUUUUUUUAAGGUUCAAUGUACAAUUUUAUGACAAAUUACAAGAAAGAGAGUCCAGUUGUUACCAUCUACAGUACUCCAAUUAUUUUGUGUGUGAUGAUGCCAUUGUCUGGACAGCUCACAGCAAACAAAUAUGAUACAAAGUAAAACUUGAUUUCCACAUUUUUAUUCAGCAGUCUUUCUGUUUUUCCUUCGAGAAAUAUCCUACUGCUAUAUUCUUAGUGAUGGAGUAGAAUUGGCUAGAUAAAAGGUGAAAUGUGUGCUACUGGAUGAAAUUUUAAUAAAGAAAUAUUAACUUACAAUAA